This is a messenger RNA of Nymphalis io (European peacock), 4339 nucleotides long. Its product is annotated as P protein-like. Gene Ontology annotation, cellular component: membrane. Gene Ontology annotation, biological process: transmembrane transport. The record is from RefSeq and is a predicted model, not a curated record. NCBI's taxonomy places the organism in Eukaryota, Metazoa, Arthropoda, Insecta, Lepidoptera, Nymphalidae. The transcript is spliced from 19 exons. The coding region runs from base 443 to 2908 and encodes 821 amino acids.
UGCCCGACGCGCAGACGCCAUUUUGGCGGCAAUAUUUGUUCUCGAUAAAAAUACAGAUAAAAUAUUUUGAAUUGUUCUAGUUAAUCAGUGUUUAUUUUUUUGUAUUGUGUGGUGGUACGGAACCCUUAGUGCACGAGUUCGACUCGCACUUGCCCGGUUUUUUAUACCUAACCCCUAACCUCUCGCGAGCGAAGACUAGUGCUGUAUAGAGGUGUUAAAAAUAAUGAAACCUGAUUUAGCCAAGAUUGUUAUUUAGACAAUAAAAAAAACACUAACUACGUCACAUGACAUCGAAAAGUAAACAAAAUAAAUUAAAAUAACAUUAUAAGGAAGAUCAUAUUUCCCCUCAAGACAAACUUUCUCUAUUUCUUUCAUUUAUAUAAUUUUAAAAUAAUACGAAAAAACAUAAAUUAAAGGAAAUGUACAGACGGUUAAAUAAAUAAUGGCAGCUAUACUAACAAAAAUAAGUAAUAUGAAGAAGAAAAAGGACAGAAAUAGUGUAUACUCAAUGGUGUCGUGCAGUGACGUCACGCCAGGCAGCCUCGAGGUGUGGGUUGAGCUGCCAGACGCGAUCAAGUUCGAUCCUGCGCUUGCGCCGUUCAAGCACAUGUACGAACAACAUCACGGUAAACUUGAAACACGAGAGGAGAUUUCUGAAGGUGACCGGAAUAUAUUCAACAGAAAAUUAUCGGAUGGCGCUGCUGCCGACAGUGAAACGGUAGAGAGAAACAUACAUUCAAACAAUAAGGAUGAAAACAGAUUGGUACAAGAAGCAGAAGCUGCAGAUACUAAGAAGACACCGUCACUGAGAAAAAAGCAGCUGGAUCAAACCCUUCGUGUGGUCAAGCUAUCAGCCUUAAUAGCUGGCUGGGUGCUUCUAACCGUAUCUCUCCUCUUGAACAGAGAAAAAACAGACGUGGUACUACACACGGCUGUUCACAAUGAAGAUAUUAAAGAAUAUUUUCUCAAGUCAACCAACAACGACUUCACCGUCUCCAUCACGUUGUCUGGACCAUUCUCUGAUGCGACUGGCAACCAAACCAAAAAUAUAUUGCAAUUAUGGUUACAUCGAGGUUCUAGAAGCGAAGAAGAAACGUAUCAGGAUUCCUCCCCAUGGAUUAUCCAACUCCAACCCGAUGACGUAAUAGACUUCUCACCCAGUGCAUCCGAUUCUAAUACGCUGAAAAUUGAUAAAAACCACGUGCCAAGUAAACAUAACCCUGUGACGUUGAACAUAGGAAAUUCCGGCCGCAUCGAUACAGCGAAUAAUAUAUCAACGCUAAAUUAUAACAAUGAAAGCUCCAUAUCGCUGCGUAUUAGUACAACCAGCAACAAAACCGUACCACUGACGGUUAGUUACCAGCUCGACCCGUUGUCGGAGGAGGACGGUAUCAUCUACGCCACCAUUUUGCUUGGUGUACUCUACGUCUUGAUCAUCUUCGAGAUUGUGAACAGAACCAUAGCGGCUAUUCUUUCAUCAUCCCUGGGAGUCGCAGUGCUAGCACUUAGUGGUGCCAGGCCUUCCCUACCAGAACUCGUCUCUUGGCUUGACAUGGAGACUUUGUUACUACUGUUUAGUAUGAUGAUUCUGGUCGCCAUAUUGGCGGAAACGGGUCUCUUUGAUUAUUUAGCGGUCGUGGCUUUUGAGAUGACCGGCGGUCGAACCUGGCCACUCAUCAACACACUGUGCUUUUUCACGGCUAUAUUUUCAACAUUCCUGGACAAUGUCACCACUGUGCUCUUGAUGACACCGGUUACUAUAAGAUUAUGUGAAGUGAUGCAGCUGAACCCUGUACCGGUAUUGAUGUCGAUGGUGAUCUUCAGUAACGUGGGUGGUGCGGCCACACCCGUUGGGGACCCCCCCAAUGUAAUCAUAGCGAGCCAUCCGUCUGUGUUACACGCGAAUAUUAACUUCACAACAUUCACUCUACACAUGGGUGUCGGUAUCCUGCUCGUGUGUGUGCAAACAUACAUACAACUACGAUUCAUGUUCCGGGACAUGAACAAGUUGAGACAUAGCGUGCCAAGAGAUAUCGUGGAGAUGCGUCAAGAGAUAGGAGUGUGGAAGAGAGCCGCAGCAUCCCUCUCGUCUUAUUCAAGAGAUGAAGAUAUCGUGAGAAGAGCGCUUGAGAAAAAGGUGCAGAGACUGCAGACCACGCUCAUGAAACGCGAGGCAGGUAGUGGGAAAUCCAAGUGUGAUCCGCUAUUUUCUUCAACGCUCGCUCAAAUGAAACAAAAGUACCGCAUCAGAGAUAUGCAGCUGUUGGUGAAGUCAACGAUUUGCGUGACGUUCGUAGUCGUUGUAUUCUUUCUUCAUGCCAUACCUGAACUACAGGGACUGUCGUUGGGUUGGACGGCGUUACUCGGAGCCAUACUUCUGCUACUUCUAGCAGAGCGGGAAGACCUGGAACCGGUGCUAGCUAGAGUGGAGUGGUCCACAUUAUUGUUCUUUGCAGCCUUAUUCGUUCUAAUGGAGGUGUUAUCAAAAUUGGGCCUAAUAGCCUGGAUAGGCAGUCUAACAGAAUCACUCAUAUUGAAAGUCGGCGAGGAAUCAAGGCUAUCCGUAGCGAUAAUGCUUAUAUUAUGGGUGUCAGGGCUGGCGUCGGCGUUCGUGGACAACAUCCCGCUGACCACCAUGAUGGUGCGCGUGGUGGGCGCGCUGGCGAACUCGCUGGCGCUGCCGCUGGCGCCGCUGGCCUGGGCCCUCAGCUUCGGCGCCUGUCUCGGAGGCAACGGUACACUCAUCGGCGCAAGUGCGAACGUGGUCUGCGCAGGCGUCGCGGAGCAGCACGGUUACCGGUUCACCUUCAUGGAGUUCCUCAAAAUCGGGUUCCCCAUUAUGGUGGGGAACCUCAUCGUCGCCUCCAUAUAUCUUUUGAUAUGCCACAGUCUUUUUACUUGGCAUUGAACAUUUAAAUAUUUUUCAUCCAAACGCAUGUUUUUCGUUUUUGACAUUUGCCUUGAAAUUAAUUUAAAACGAAAUCAAUUCUUUUUUAUCUAUUUGUCAGCUGUCAAAAACAUUUAAUAUUAAACAUGGCGUCUUUUAUUUUUAUUAUGAUUAGUCAAUUUUAAAUCCAUGAUUAUCAAUGACAUCACGAAUAAUUACAUUAAAAUAUUAGUUUUAAUUUAUAUAAUUGUAUGUAACACAUACAUUAUAUAUUUUAUUUUUAUGUUUUACGGAAUAAUUAUAAUUAUAUUCUAUAUAUUUGUAAAAUAAAACCAGAUAUAAAGCGGUCACCCAUCUUCAUAGCAACUUAAGUUACUGUUGCUUAACCGACACAGUAUUUCUUAGUUCCUCUGUUUUUUAGUACUUAAACUUUUAUAAUUGGUAAAUAUAUUAAAUUAAUCUUAGUCUUACAAAUAAAAUAAAAUAAUAAUAAUAUCUUAUAUUAUAAUGUAAAAUGGGUCCAAAACUUAAAUGGUCGAGUAUUCUUUAAAAUAAUAAGUUAAUUCUAGUAAGUUACACCACAAAGAUUUCCAGUACAGUCAGCCUCAAAUAUAUAGCCUGCUAUUGGAAUUUUAAUGUAUAAGUAUCAGCCAAUCAGAACGUGUUCCAUGAAACACGUGGGUGAGUGGUUUUUCUAACGACAAAUAUUUACGCAUCGCAUCACAUUUAUUUUUGUUUCUUCGUAGUUAUAGUUCUCAUAAGAAAUAAAUAUUGUUAUAAAUAUAACAUUUAUUCGUAUUAUUAUAUUAUUUAAACAUUCAAAUAAUUGAUUUUGCAUCACAAAAGUGCUUUAAACUUUUAAACUGACAUAAAAAAAAACAUUUUGUACAGGAAAUCACUAGCGGAUGUUAGAAUUUUUUUAUAAUUUUUUAUCAAAUUUAAUAUUUUCGAAUUGAUACUUUGACACUAUACAGGUUGUCCAAAAGACGUUUCAAUAUUAUUUUGAUUACAUCUGUAAAGGUUAUAUCCAUAUACUGAAGUCUAAUUUGACAGAUUCAAAUGAUCUAUCUGCCUGUAUUAAUUGCGUUGAUGAAAAAUGUAUAUGUAAGCCGUACAGCGCCCCUGGCGGAUAAUUAAUGAACUGUCGCCUUUAUAGAACAAUUUGUUGAUUUUUUUUAUGGAAAAUAAUUUAAACGUCCUAAAAAGGUUACAAAAAAGAAACACUGAUUAUGGUAGCCAUUUUCAAGGCUGACUGUACAUGGUAAGUGGUACCAUCACACCUUUGAACGUAUUUGUGCUAUGUAUUAUUUUUUUAUAAAUUGAUUUAGUAUUAUUAUAACAUAAGCAAUGUUUUAAUGAAAUCGAUAUUAUUUUAUACGAAAAAUAUAAUGUUGGCUAAAUAAAUUUUAGCGCAUAUCACAAAUAUUAUGUAUGAAAUAAAUAUGUUCUUCG